AACUUCUACAUGUUAUGCAGCGAAAACAGCCAAAUAUAUCCAAAUCAGACUUUAGUAACUACAUUGUGAGUCUAUUGCAAUACAUCAAUCGUGACGGAUUUGACAAAUAUCCACUUUGUUAGAUCAGAUUUGUUGAAUGUCCGCCAAUCCGGCGUCCCCACGGUCUGCAUUCCAUUGACCUCUUUACCGCAUCUAUGCCAACAGAACAUUCUAGAACAUUCUAGAAUGUGUAGAACUAAAUGUUUAACUGCUUUCCUCAACCAUUGCAUAUAGCUAUUCCCUAGCUGUCGACAGAGUGGAUAACCGACCAUGUUAUUUUCUGCCAUUAUUUACAUCAAUUUAUCAAUGGUAUGGACCAAUCAAGUGUCACAUGUCGCAUCAGAUGUCCUUUUGCAUCAAGUUUGACCAUUUCAAAUACCUUUCCAAUGGACUGAGAUUCAGAUUGACUGAGAAGUCUCACUGUCAAGCCCUCCCUGACAAUAGCUCCCCUUCCUUAUGAGAAUGUUGUGUCUUCUUUUGAAAGUGCAAAUGUGUUAUUAUUAUUAUUAUUAUUAUUAUUAUUAUUCUAACAUAUGAGUUGUUCAUGUUUGGGCACCCAACUAUAGCAUUCUAUAUUUAUAAUUAGAAGAAGUGAUUUAUGUAAGGAUAUACUAUGUGGUCAAUGUUGAUCCUCGGGGGCAGUCAUCGCUCAUUACAAUACUCUCUAUUGCCACACAAUAGGGAGAUAAGGUUUGGAGACUUCCCCUCAGGUUUGAUGAGCAAUAUGAGUCCAAUUUCAGACCACCGACCCGGGGAGUUGAACCUCUUUACAUUUUAAUGCCUUAAAUAGUUUCACUGCUUCCAUCCAUGUUUUUAUUCAUCUACUUUGGACUAUAAGUCAUAGUUUUGCCUUUCAGGAAUGGCAUCCUCCAACAGGUGUAUGUUAUAACACAGGUGGCCAAGGCUGCCAUUCUACUCAGUGCCUGAGAAGCAGGGUUUAAACCACAUGGUUUCAACUCUGGUGAAAUGACACUUGCCUUUUAUAUAAGACUAGAACAAACCAAUAUAUAGUCCAUUGCUUCUUAUUACUAAUACAUUUAGGAUAUUUAUUUACACUAAAGGCUGUGGUAUUCAGUAAACACAGUGGUUAAUAUAAAAAUGUGCGUAUUUCUGUAAAACAUGAUUAUAGAAGUUAGUCUCCAGUAUUUUAAAUAAUUUAACUGUUAUAUUUGCUAUUAUGAAUCGAUUAUUUUAUUUUUUUGUCCUUGUAAUGAUUGUGACUGAAACUGUUGUUUAAUGAGAGAUGUUUUGAAGAGACAAGCAGGAGAUUCUGUUACUGAAGGAUGUAUUGUUGUUUGGUCAUUAUGGGAGGGGACAUUGUCUCACGUCAGAUGACGUCACUCCUCCGUCUUGUUGGACGUGGAACUCAGAUUCAAAUUUCAAUAUUGAGCAUCCGCCAUUCAAAAAAUUAAAACAUAGUUCCUCAUUUUUGAUAUCACUGCGCUAGCAUGUGAUUCUCCAUGAAAUAGGCAGAAUAACCAACUAGCUAAAUUAUUACAAACGUUGUGACAGUGAUUUAAUAGUUUGCAAUUGUGAGAAAAUAAAAACAAACCAGUGGCUACCUUCUGCACAAAUUCUGUGCCAGGACGUAGGUCGCCAGGCAGUGACUAGAUCAGCUGUGUAGCUAACUGUUGUCGCUAGCUAGCUAAUCAGCUAGCUCUUCCGUCACUGACAUAAAAAGCUUGCUUUGCCUGUUUAAAUUACCCUGAAGUUGUAGACAUGCAGCCCCACAAUUAAUAGGAACUGGCUGUUAUCACAAAUCAGUCCAUAGAUCAGCAUGAUGCUCCUCGAUUGUAUCGUUGGGUAAGCUGAGCACAGCAGCAGCUGCUUCAUGAAAACUCAUAAUAAUGAAGGAGUGAAGACUGAAAACGACCACAUCAACCUAAAGGUUGCAGGUCAAGAUGGGUCAGUCGUCCAGUUCAAAAUCAAAAGGCACACUCCGCUCAGCAAGCUGAUGAAAGCGUACUGCGAAAGACAGGGUUUGUCAAUUAGACAGAUACGGUUUAGGUUUGACGGACAGCCAAUCAACGAAACGGACACACCUGCACAGCUUGAGAUGGAAGACGAGGACACUAUUGAUGUAUUUCAACAACAGACCGGAGGAGGCUCCUCCUUCUCGGAGGCUUCUCUUAAAAGUGUAUGGACCCCUCUCUGAGGCUCCUCCCUCUCUGAGGACAGAAACACACUUGAAUAGCAGCAAUGUUUUUUUAUUUUAUUAAAUAAUUGUUCAGCUUUAUUUUUUAUUUUAUUUUGGGAUCUAUCCGCUCGUAGCCAUGGUCUUAUCUUUGUCAUGAUCACAAGCUGGAUUUCAUGCCACCUAUCCACAAAUGUCUUGUUUAAAUUCAUACUGAGGAUGGACUAGAUAAACUGCUUGGAGUCAUGUUUUGGAGAAUAUGUAUUUGUUUCACACACGGGACAAUGGUGAUGUGGGGGGGUUCAACUCAUUCAGGGUUAGUCCCAAAUGGAACCCUAUUCCCUUUAUAGUGCACUACUUUAAACAACGUGUAUAUGGUCAAUAGGGGGCUGUUUGGGACGUGCCCUCAAUCUACCAUAGGUUGAGGGACUUCUAGUGUUGAACAGGUCUCAUAAUAUGCAACAUGCUAUAGUUUUUUUUUUUUUUGUCUACUGUUUUUAAGUACAUCUUGCAAAAUAUAUACAGUCCAAGUGAUCAAUUUAAAUCCUGUUCAAGGAAUAUUGGUGAAUGGGCCCUUCCUCUAGUGCAGUUUAGAUUGAAUUGCUAUGUCUGUCUGGACCAAAAUCCUAACUGAAGUGUCGUGAACAGAAAUGUCUUGGUGAUAUGAUAGAUUAGGCGUUUCAGGUCUAUUUUUAACAACACUUGAAAGGGUGCAUCAUACCUUUCACAUGUCUCUGUUUGGUUUCGACCCCCUUCCACACAGAUUUAAGGGGAGUAGUUGAGCUGUACUUUGGAUUUCUCCUGCUUUUAACCCAUCCCACUGCAUCACUGAUAUUUUAUGACAAAAUAAAAGGGAAUCCACCCUGACUUCAACAACCCUUGACUUUCUUUUGUUUAGCCUUUAGCUAUAACCAAGACUUCAUGAACUGAUCUUCCCACCUGCCUUCAGACCGUUGUGUGGACUGGGGCCUUGAAUAGGGAACACAGGUCCACUGAUCCGCUGUUUCUCUAAUGAUUUGUAUAUUCUUUUACUACUGUAUCCAAUAAAUAUAGUUUGGUACUCAG
Messenger RNA from Coregonus clupeaformis (lake whitefish), 3238 nucleotides. Its product is annotated as small ubiquitin-related modifier 3. Lineage: Eukaryota; Metazoa; Chordata; Actinopteri; Salmoniformes; Salmonidae. Gene Ontology annotation, cellular component: nucleus. Gene Ontology annotation, molecular function: protein tag activity; ubiquitin-like protein ligase binding. The record is from RefSeq and is a predicted model, not a curated record. Gene Ontology annotation, biological process: protein sumoylation. The transcript is spliced from 4 exons. Bases 1871 to 2194 code for a protein of 107 amino acids.